AUGGAAGUUCUCUGUCAAGGAGAUGUGCCACCAUCGUACACUCCUCGGAGGGUCUAUACACCAUCCGACCUGGCCAGCCACAGCAAGAACAAUGACUGUUGGGUACUGGACCUUACCAAUCUUAUGGCCAGCAACAGGUCGGCUCUCAGCACACCCAUUCUCAAGGCGGCCGGCACCGACAUAAGCCAUUGGUUCGAGCUGAACAGCGAGGGGCUGCCGACGCCGAAGCUCUUCAAUGACCCACAGCUUUCCAAUAUGAGAGUGAACCAAGUCAGAUAA
Molecule: messenger RNA, 279 nt
Organism: Perkinsus marinus ATCC 50983
Lineage: Eukaryota; Perkinsozoa; Perkinsida; Perkinsidae
Exons: 2
Coding region: 1-279 (92 amino acids)
Source: RefSeq, a predicted model, not a curated record